This is a messenger RNA of Closterium sp. Naga37s-1, 1182 nucleotides long. The record is from the annotation of a GenBank genome assembly. Lineage: Eukaryota; Viridiplantae; Streptophyta; Zygnematophyceae; Desmidiales; Closteriaceae.
AUGAAUGACCCGCUUGACUCGCUUUUUAAAUGUUGCCUUUUAGUGUCGCUAUGCUCUUCCUUCGUCAACGGCCUACUUGCCCUUUUCGUGCACCUGCCUUCCACCUCUUUCCAAUCGACUCUCGCCCUUUUUAAAACCAUCCUUAGCACCUCAUUCCCCACCUUCCUUUCCAUUCUUCACCUCUUCGCCCGCAUCAUUUGUUUAUUGCACCCUCCUCGUUCCUUAACACUCUCUCUCUCCCCUCUCGCGUGCUUGUCCAUUUCACAGCAGCCAAGAAGGGGCAACAGAGCCACCCCUCUCACGCACGAUGAGAGGGCUGCUGCUCGCCCCCCCUGGACGCCCUACCCUGUCCGCUUCCUCCUCUCCACCUCCCUUCAUGGCAGUGCUGUCAGACAGCGCCACAGGCACCACCAUCCUGCUGGCGCUGCCCCUCUCUGCACCGCCCCGAGGCGGCGGGUGGCAGUGGUGGAUGACAACGCGGUGAACCGCAUGGUGGCGCGGCGAACACUGCAGGGCUAUGGGGCUGACAUGCUGCUGCUGGCCUCAGGAGAGGACACCCUGCAAGUUGUUUCCUCCUCCAACAUGGACCCCUCUCCCUCCACGCCCCUCCAACUGCUGCUUCUGGAUCUCCACAUGCCUCCUGGCAUUGAUGGAUUCGAAACGGCUCGGCGCAUCCGGCAAAUGGAGAGCGAGCAGCAGCUUUCUAUCGUGGCAGAAACAACAGCAGCAAACGAAGCAGACGCAGCGGGAGCUGGCCAGGCAGGAACAGCAGCAGCCGAUGAGGCAGGAACAGACGAAGCAGACACAGCAAGUAAAGCAGAAGGAGCUAAUGAAGCAAGAGCCGAUGACGAGGCAGCGAGCGAGUUCAGUUUUCAGACGCCGCAAGAGUUGACGACAGCAGCCGACGGUUCAGACAACGAAUUUUCUUUUCAGACGCCUCAAGAGUCAACAGCACUGGGAGAGGCAGUGAAAGAAGAAGCAGCGGGUUUGAGAAGGGCCUGUCCUCAGCGGCUGUGCAUCAUAGCCCUGACGGCAGAUCUGGAUGUUGGGGUGAAGCGAGCGUGCUUUGAGGCGGGGAUGGAUGGAGCCGUGCGCAAAACGAUCGUGGCGCAUGAGCUGCUUGCAGUCCUCGUGGAUGCGGGUUUUGCAGAUAUUGAGAUGGACGAUGCACUGGUCUUAUAG